AUGGCGACCGUUCGAUCCCUGGGUCUCCACCAACCCUCCGCCAUUCCCUUCCUCGUCGCAGAGGAUCUCCUCCCUCCUGAUCCCUCCGAAGACCUCUAUACAUGGACGACAAGUGUGGUGGAUGGUCCGGAUGGCCAUAUCGAAGAUGAAAUCGUAUGGACAAAGACGUGUGUGGUGUGGUCUCGUGCGGGGGUCGUGAGGAGAGUCUUCCGUUUGGACAUUGAAAGGGAAGAGAUUCGACAUGCUCUGCUAGCCAACUUCUCCGUGGCAGGUAUUAAGAGAUCCAGUGGUCCGACCUCCCAGGGAAAGAGUGGGAUCUCGGCGGGGACAGGCAACGACGGGGCCCGGGCUCGAAGCUCGCACAAUCAGCGUCAUGGCGGGGAAUCGAAGACCGCUUCGUCUGACGUGUCCUGGAACCUGCGUGGUUACGGCUCACCAAGGAAUGGGUCUGGAGACGCGACAGAUGGGCUGUCGCGCGCGUUGGUGGUGGUGCUCAAGUCCCAGGCGCAUAUCUUCUUCCUAGCCGGCAAUAGUCAUGUCGUCCCUCUGCCGUUCGAGGUCGAUUCGGUCUUUGCGACCCCCAAGGGACUUCUAUUUCAGAGGAAAACACAAGAGAAGAAAUCCGACGAAGGCAGCUUUUAUCCAAUGGCCCCUCCCAAUUCGUUCAUGUCGUCGAUACCGGGCAUGGACUUCCGCGCUUCCCAGUCCCUGGAGGUUCCGUCGGGCAGAUCGAAACGGCCCUCGUUGACGGUUUCCCCGGCUGCGAGCUCUGCUGUGAAAUCGCGACCGACAAAGCAUGCAAACCUGCCACGAGUAUUCUCUCUCAUGGACCCCCAGUCGGAGAUGGGUCUGGUGGUGACCAAUCAAUCACCCCGCGGAUUGCAGUCCAGCGUGUCGAGCAACAGACCAUCGGGUUUCGAAGCGCUGGACCCAGCGGAUGAAAUCGUCUAUGUGUCUUCUAAGGAUGAGCUUCUAACGUCGAAUCUCACGGUGAAUAAUGGCCCGUUGAUCCUCGUGAUAACAGUCAACACUAGUACGGGACUCUAUACUAUCUGGACGGCACGCUACCGAGAGGACGAGCCCGGCCCCUUGUCAAAGCAAAAGGGGAGACGAGAGACCGGUGGCACUCGAUCGAAGCGCCGUAGCUCCCACUUCGGGAUGACCACAGGGACGACGACUCCCGGCGCCCGCCCCUCUGCUACGAGGGAGAGCUUUGGUCCGCGAGGGGAUUGGAACGCGUCCGGCUUCUCGCACUCCCAGUACUCCACGGAAGGGAAAGGGGAUGAUGAAGAGGACCUUGCCUCGAAAAUUGGCCAGGAUUUCGGGGACAUCGGUGUUCCGUUAAAGACAUCCAGACGGGUGAGCUCCUUACUCGCAAGGGCGGAUCUUGGAGCCAGCCAAGACAGAAUUACAUUCUCAGACCUAGCCACGGGGAGUCAGUCAAGUUCCACGCCCCAUGGAAAUCUACGACAAUCGAUCGGGGCUGCGAGCACCCGUGGCAGCUUCGGUUUCAAUCCCAGAGGCUCCCUGCCACCCGGGAGUGCCUCUGUCUACAGUACCACGAGCAGCUUUGUCGACGCCCCAGUGGACCGACUGCUGGAAGAAUUGAAUAACGAAAGUUUAUUCGAGGGAAUCGAGAACAUGGACCUCAAGGAAACCGCUUCGGGGCUCCCGGAGGAGGUUCUGCUUUCCAAGGUGGAGAGCUUCUCCUCCAAGUUUUCGGGGACAUUCCAAACUCCUACCAAAUCCAGAUCCUCCCAGAAUCUAAAAAUCAUUACCUUGUGCCCUCCUGAGGGGGGCAACCCGCAGAGCGCAACCUCGGCGGCCGUGGCGGUGUGCGUCGUCGACCAGGAUUCAAAGUGUAUGACUGUUGUGAACCUACGCGCAGACAAAGUGACCCUGCCCAAGAAAGAUGUCGUAUUUUCGAAAAGGGCGAAAAAGCACGGAUCUUCUGGUGAACGGUCCCUUUUAGUUCAGGCCACGGGCAUUCAUCAUUUCUCUGGCAUACGGGAUGCCUGCCGGAUUGUUGACGGCGAAGUAUCCCGCAUCAUGACCUUGAGCGUGGCGGACAAUGGGCAGCAUGAACUGUGUUUACAGACGCCCUGGAGUAGUCCCACCAAUGUGGAGAUCCCGAAGAAGCUCAUGCUGCAUGAAACGUAUGGGGUAUCUUCAACGAGUCCUGCGAACCGCCCCCGAGAGAGCGGCAUGCACCGGAUCAUGACCGACUCGGUGACGAUAACCGGGUUGGAUCAUCCCUUGGCUCGAGGCAAAUUUGACGUGAUCGAUUCGGAGAAGAGACGACACAAGCUCCAGGUCCAAAUGGAACCGAGCAACGAGCUGGUGCGGAAGGUCUUCCAGGUGUGCAGGUUUGCGUUGCCGGAUUCUGAAAAGGCCGGUGACGGCAUGCUGGCUGCUUGGUGGGAGGUGAUGAAAUGGCUGCGAGGUAUGGAGACGGGCGAAAAGAAUCUGGAGUGGACGGCCAUGGUGGUUGUCCUGUUUGGGAUGGCCAUCCCCUUUAUCACCAGGGACCAGCGUCAAACGCCAGCCCGCCAGCCGCGCAAGAAGAAAGGCCUACUAAGGUCUAGCAGUGGAAGCUCCAUCGAUCUGGAGAGCUGGGAGACAAUGCUAGAUCAAGAAUCCGGGCCAUCCGGCGUCGUUGCGCCUUGGAUGACCAACAGUUCCUGGGGGUGGGUUGUGGAGCAAGAUGCCGAAGAGGCCAGCGAAACCGGCCGUGGAAAGAGGAGCUCGAAGAAUGAGCAGGCCGGAUCGAACCCUUCGACAUGCCGCAAUAACACCUACCUUGUCCGGUGUGCCGACUUGACGCGGGAGUUCCUCCGGCUGCCCGAGGGCAUCGCGGCGGUUGGAUCGGACGGGCGUCUCCCGACAGCGCUCUCGUACAGCUCAAGUCUACGACGGACGGCCUUGGGUACCAUCUUAGUCGCGCUGCACCUGCUUCGCGAGGAACAGAAGCUAUCCAUCUGUGACAGUGAACAGUCACGCAAAGACCUAGGUCUUCUUGCCCCGGUGUUGGCCCAGAUCGGUGGGUGGCUCGGAUGGAAGUCCUGGACGUGGGCGGAGGACUCGUACUAUGGGUUGGAGAUUGCCAGUAUCGAUCGAUGGCAAUUUGAAAACACUCGUAUCUCGACUCUCGAUGUACCUGCGGAGCCAUUCGCGCCUCCGUCGCUCUUCUCUCAUUUGGAAACUGCGUGGCGGCAGCGAUCUGCGUCCUUUUUCACUCUUCUCAACCUCGUCACGGCGUCGGAGCGCACGCCCAAAAAGGGAAGACUGUGGCAGGAAUGCUUUGCCCUGACUCCGAGGACGCUGGCCCUGGAAGGCUUUCUCUCCGAGGUCCACAAUCUGUCGACGCCACUCGACCGGAUCAGGCUUUUGCACCGCUGUGGGUUCACCCGAAGCAUCAUCGAGACGUUUUCCGAGGGAGUCAGCACGCCCCUGUAUGAAGUCAUCAUGCAGUCGCAAAUGCACGCUUCGACGUCGUGGAGUCCUGCACUCUUGGAGCUCAUCGACCGCGAGGACCUCAGCAUAUCGCUGACUACGAACAACACCGAUACCUCGGUCACCCCCGUCCAGUCUGCGGUGUCUCACGAUGCUGUUCGUGACUUCCACCACAUCGGUGCGUCCUCGAUGGAUAUCGACUCGAUCAAUUCUUUCGAGGCGUCUGCCGAGGCCGACCGAUUUUCGGUCACUAGACUGCUCUUCCGAGAGGAUAAACGGUUCGUCGAAGCGGCCAAGUUGCUGAACCAGUCGAAGGCGCCCGCAGCAGAGUGCGUUCCCGAGCCGGAAUGGACCGACUCGGACCUCUUGGAGGCGCAGAAAGAGGUGGUGCAAUUGGUGACGUUGCGGACGUUGUCGAUUCCCACUGGACGUGCCAUGUUGGCCUUCAGCGGACGCCUACCACUGCUGACAGAGAAGCUCCCGAUCCCGUCCUUUUCCUUGCAGUGCGUUAUGAAGCCAUCGAACGUGACUAUCAGUGCAGACCGAGCAUCCUUCAGCGAGGAGAAGGUGUGCUGGGCCUUCUUCCACAACGGCGUGUCGACCGGACUGGCCAUCUCCCGAAACUGCAAAGGGAUCGACACCUCCUGGAUCCUCUUCAACAAACCCCAGGACCUGACGAACCGGCAUGCCGGCUUCCUUCUUGCCUUGGGGCUCAACGGGCAUCUCAAGUCGCUGGCCAAGUGGGUUGCCUUCAAGUACUUGACCCCCAAGCACACGAUGACCUCCAUCGGCCUGUUGCUCGGCCUCUCGGCCUCCUACCUGGGCACGAUGGAUACAUUGAUCACGCGACUGUUAUCGGUGCAUGUAACACGGAUGCUCCCCAUGGGGGCGGCCGAACUCAACCUGUCGGCCUUGACACAGACGGCGGGAAUCAUGGGCAUCGGCCUCCUCUAUUGUAAUUCUCAGCACCGGCGCAUGAGCGAAGUGAUGUUGUCGGAGAUCGAAAGCGUGGAACCCGAGGAACAUUCAGCGUCCCACGAGGAUCUCCGCGACGAGGGAUACCGACUGGCCGCGGGAUUCGCCCUGGGGUUCAUCAACCUCGGCAAGGGCAAAGACCUGAAAGGCAUGAGGGACAUGCACAUCGUGGAGAGACUGCUGGCCGUUGCGGUGGGGACCAAGGACGUCGACCUGUCGCAUGUUCUGGAUCGGGCCACCGCUGGAGCGACGAUUGCGUUCGCCAUCAUCUUCAUGAAGACCAACGACGAGGUCCUGGCCCAGAAGAUCGAUAUACCCGACACGACCGUCCGGUUCGACUAUGUGCGGCCCGACCUCUUCCUCCUGCGUACUCUGGCACGACAUGUCAUCAUGUGGGAUCGCAUCCAGCCCACCGCAGCGUGGUUCAUCCAGAGUCUUCCCAAGAUCUAUCGGCGCCGAUACCGCCUGACAGGGGUGAGACGAUUGAAGAGCGACGACAUGCCCUUCUUCAACAUCAUCGCGGGCCUUUGUUUCACGCUGGGGCUCCGCUAUGCUGGCUCGGGUCAGAUCGCGGUGCGGGAUCUCCUGCUCUCGUACUUGGAUCAAUUCAUCCGCAUCAGCCGGCUCCCGGCGUUGAACUACGAUGGGAAGCUGGCGCGGAACUCGGUGCGGCACUGCCAGGACGUCGUGGCGCUCUCCGCCGCCGCCGUCAUGGCCGGGACCGGCGACCUGGCUCUCUUCCGACGCCUGCGAUCCCUCCACGGUCGUGUGGACGCCGACACGCCGUACGGCAGUCACAUGGCUGCGCACAUGGCGGUGGGGCUGCUGUUCUUGGGCGGUGGCAGCUACACGCUGGGCACGUCGGAUCUGGCAGUCGCAUCGCUGAUCUGCGCGCUGUAUCCCAUCUUCCCGACCACGGUGCUCGACAACAAAUGCCACCUGCAGGCGUUCCGGCAUUUGUGGGUUUUGGCCGCCGAGCCGCGCUGCCUGGUCCCCCGCGAUAUCGACACACGACGACCCAUCCCGAUUCCCAUCAGCGUGACCAGCGCCAGUGGCGAGAUCCGGCACGUCACGGCGCCCUGCCUCCUACCAGACCUCGGAGACGUAGCCAAGGUAGAGGUCCAGAGCCCAGACUACUGGCCUCUCGUGCUGGACCUCACGCAGAACCCAAGCCUGCGGGAGAAAUUCCACCGCGGCGACCAGUCCGUGUACCUCCGGCGAAAGUCGACCUACAACCCAACGGGCUCCUCGGUGUUCGUGACGACACUGUCCGGACUAAGCGAGGCGCAAGACGUCCUCCCAACCUCCACGCCCGCGUCAACCCAAGGCCGCGGCCUUCCCCCCACCGCAUGGCCCAGCGUAUCCGCAUCGAUCCUCAACCCGGGCACCUCACCGCGCACCCACCCCCCAUCACCCUCCCAAAGCAUCUGGGAAUGGAUCUUCCACCUCGCAUCCCUACGAGGUCUCGACAUCCGCGAGAAAGCCCUCGUCCUCCCCUCAUCCUUCCCCACGCGCACCCAGCCAUCCGGAUCCAACAGCGUAUCAUACGCCCCCUGGCUACGCCAGUCCGCCGUCGACAGCAAGCUCGUCGUCGAACGCACCGUGCAGAACAUCGUGCAGGCGGCGCAGGGUCGCAGCGGGGACACCAACGCAGACGAAGUCCGCGAUCGCAUCUGGCAGCUCCGUCUGCUCUUCAGCUGGGUCGACCGUCUCGGCGAGGAGAGCAGCCCUGUGGCGGACGACGACGCGGACGAUACACAGACGACUGUACCUGACGAGCCGGCUGGGUUGGCUCCAGGACCGUCGAAUGGGCUGUGGCUGAGACGGGAUUUUGUGGAGGAGGCGCGCUGGAAGAUUUGGGGGGUGCAGAUUGGGGAUUAUGCUUAG
Molecule: messenger RNA, 6315 nt
Organism: Aspergillus candidus
Lineage: Eukaryota; Fungi; Ascomycota; Eurotiomycetes; Eurotiales; Aspergillaceae
Product: anaphase promoting complex subunit 1
Exons: 1
Coding region: 1-6315 (2104 amino acids)
Biological process (GO): protein K11-linked ubiquitination; metaphase/anaphase transition of mitotic cell cycle; anaphase-promoting complex-dependent catabolic process
Cellular component (GO): anaphase-promoting complex
Molecular function (GO): molecular adaptor activity
Source: RefSeq, a predicted model, not a curated record